Molecule: messenger RNA, 1656 nt
Organism: Apis florea (little honeybee)
Lineage: Eukaryota; Metazoa; Arthropoda; Insecta; Hymenoptera; Apidae
Product: garnysstan
Biological process (GO): isoprenoid biosynthetic process; isopentenyl diphosphate biosynthetic process, mevalonate pathway; cholesterol biosynthetic process
Cellular component (GO): cytosol; cytoplasm
Molecular function (GO): ATP binding; mevalonate kinase activity
Source: RefSeq, a predicted model, not a curated record
AUUAUAGAAUUUAUUUGCAAAUGUUCAAUAUCUACAAUUCAAAAAAUAUGUUAAUUCUAUAGACUUUAAUCUCGUUUUUAUAUCAGUAUCAGCAAACGGCUUUAGAAAGAACUUCCGUUAAUAUCAGCAUUUUUAAGGAAGUUAUAGAUGAAUCUGAUGGUUGUGGUGCUAAAUUUUCUGUAACAAUUGUUUCUAGUGUUUUUGAAGGAAAAUCUUUACUUCAACGACAUAGAUUGGUAAAUUCAAUAUUAGAAAAAGAACUUAAAACAAUUCAUGCAUUUUCACAAAAAACAUUAACACCAGCAGAGUGGAAAAAAUAGGAAAUGAUAAAAAAAAAUAUCUUUCAUUAAUAUUCAAUUUAAUUAUAAUUUAUUUUUAAAAUAAAUUGUUUCAUUUCUAAGUUUUAUAAAUAAAAUACAAGAAAUUUAAAAUGAUUCAAUUUAAAGUAUCUGCACCAGGAAAAGUUAUUCUUUUUGGAGAACAUGCUGUAGUAUAUGGAAAAACAGCUGUUGCAGCUAGCAUAGAUUUACGUACAGUUCUAAAUUUUACAGAGUUACCUGAAGCAGAACAAGUUGUUAAAAUAUGCUUUUCUAAAGUAAAUUUAUUUAUUACUAUACCUCUGCAACAAAUACAAAAUUUCUUUUUUAUUAAUAAAAACGUGGAAUUUAUAGAAAAUUAUGAGAUAUUUUAUAACAAAAUAAAAGAAUUUGUCUGUAUUGUUAGUUAUGCAAAUUUUCAACAAAAAUUAAGUUUAGAAGCAUUCUUCUAUACUCUUAUUUAUAUUGCACAAAAGGAAGAAAUGGAAAUAAAACCAUUUCAAAUUCAAUUAAAUACAGAAUUGGCAAUUAAUUCUGGACUUGGUAGUUCUGCUUCUUUUGCAGUUUGUCUUGCUGCAUGUUUUGUACAUUGGUCACGUUUACAAAAAAAUAUUUAUAAAGUAUUUGAUUUUUCUACUUUAGAUAUUAUUUCAAAAUAUGCUUUAAACUGUGAAAGAAUUAUGCAUGGUAAUCCAUCUGGAAUAGACAAUUGCAUCUGUACAUAUGGAUCAAUAAUAGAAUUUAAAAAGGGUAAUUAUAUACAACCAAUAAAUAAUAUACAAGCAAUGAAAAUUUUAUUAGUAGAUACAAGAGUAAAUAGAAGUACUAAAGCUUUAGUUGAAAAAGUAUUAGAAUUAAAACAUACAUAUCCAGUUAUUAUUGAUCUGAUUAUGGAUUCAAUAGAUAAUAUAUCAAAAGAAGCAAUUAAAAUUAUUCAAAAAUUGAAAACUUUCUCAAAUACCAAUGAAUUUUUUUUGGAAGGAUACAAACAAUUAAUGAUACUUAUUAACAUGAAUCAAGGACUGUUAGCCACAUGUCAAAUUUCUCAUCCAUCUUUGGAUAGAAUUUGUGCAGAAGCACAAAAUUAUGGUUUAGCAGCAAAGCUUACAGGUGCUGGUGGUGGUGGACAUGCAUAUAUUCUCUUAUUACCAGAUACACAACCAGAAACUAUUUCAAGUAUUUCGCGAAAAUUAAUUGCAGACGGAUUUACUGUUAAAUUAACAACUUUGGGGUGCUCCGGUGUACAAAUUAAUUAAUGACGUCAUUAUAAAUAUUAUAUACAUUGAAUAUUAGAAAUAUUGAUAUUUAUGUAUAUAAUCGUAACUAAGAUGGUUCAAAU